Molecule: messenger RNA, 1188 nt
Organism: Larimichthys crocea (large yellow croaker)
Lineage: Eukaryota; Metazoa; Chordata; Actinopteri; Sciaenidae
Exons: 4
Coding region: 275-889 (204 amino acids)
Source: RefSeq, a predicted model, not a curated record
GGUCUGCAGAUGGACAACAGAUGGACAACAGAUGGACAUCAGGAAUGUGUAAGCUGGAUGUAGAACAUCAAACACUUCUGCAGAGAGUCCCACAGGACUGACAUCACACGGCAGCGUCCAGCUUCACGUCCUUCCUGUGGACUCGUUAUAAACCAUCAGCUGACGCGCCGACAGGAAUUAUCACAAACAUUUUCUCUUUGUUAUUUCAGUGUUCUCAGAAAAAAAAGGAAAGUUUCAGCAGGCUCGUGUCUGACUUUGAAGUGAGUCCUGAUAUAUGAUGCUCGGCCUGAGAUGGGAGUGGAGAGCGGAGAGCCUCCCUCCUCUGCUCAUAAGAGGGUCGGCUCUGCCCUCGCUGCUUUUUGACUGUUCUCUCACUGCAGGUUUGAGGAUGAAGGCUGCUGCAGCUCUGCUCAUCUUAUCAGCGACUCUGUGUGCUGCUCAGAAACCCAAAGUGAAGACAGAGUGGGACUACAGGAACGAAGCAGAGAGAGUGAACACCAAAGGAUGUGCCAACCUCACGCUGGUGUUAGACAACUGGAAAUACGCCAUCAUGACGCAGGUCAAAGAUCUGCUGCUGCAUGACCACAACACUGUGCUGCCCGACUAUGGAAGGAUCCAGCCUCUGUCAGACGCCCUGGGAGAUCUGUACAAGGAGUUCAACAGCAUGAAGGAGCACCUCGCGGAGCUCACGGCCAAGUUUGACGGAGUGGAGUCCUUCGUGGACAGUAUGCGAUCAGGAAGGAAGCCUGCGCCGAUGCGGGGUGAACCCAGACCGCCGGGGUUAGUGCUGAGAGAGAGGGAGGCUGCAGCCACUGAUGCAGGAGGUCGACCUCCAGGAAGGAGGAGCAGGGUCAUCGUGAGGAGGAUCAAGAAACCUGUGCAGGACUGAGGCAUGGACUGGAGGAGACGAGGAGUUUCUGGAAGAAGUUCCUCUUAUUAUCUCUUCAUAAGUAAUUUCUGUCUGUCCAUGAUUUCAUCAUGAAGAGCAAAGCAGAAACUGAACAUAUCUGUCAUGGUGGGAAUCUGUGUUUUCACUUCUGUCACAUGUCUGAAUGAAAGAUCACAUGACACACUGCAGGACACAAACCCAGAACAGUGACGGGAACAUAUUUAACAUCAUCCACCUCUUCUUCUCCCUGGACUGUUUCUGACAGACAGACAGACAGACAGACAGACAGACACACAGAC